Closterium sp. Yama58-4 is the source of this 723-nucleotide messenger RNA. The record is from the annotation of a GenBank genome assembly. Lineage: Eukaryota; Viridiplantae; Streptophyta; Zygnematophyceae; Desmidiales; Closteriaceae.
AUGCAGCGUUCACUCCACAAUCCCCCUCCCUGCCUCGCUCACUCACAUCCCGUUCGCCCCUUCCUCACCUCCCCCUCCCUCCUGACUCCAGUGCACUACGAGGGGAGGCUGACCACGGGCGAGGUAUUUGACAGCUCGAGAGAGAACAAUGCAGUGUUCCCAACCCAACCCAAUCCCCUCCUCCCUCCAACCAAUCCUGUAUCCAGUCCACUAAGAAGGAAGGCUGACCACGGGAGAGUGCACUACGAGGGGCGAUUGACAACGGGCGAGGUGUUUGACAGCUCAAGAGAGAACAAUGCAGUGCUCCCAACCCAACCCUAUUCCCCUCCACGCCCUCAUUCCCGCCCCAACCAUCCUCCCUGCCGCUUCCUUCCUUCCGCAUGCAGUGCACUAGGAGGGGCGGCUGACCACGGGCGAGUGCACUAUGAGGGGAGAUUGACAAGGGGCGAGGUGUUUGACAGCUCGCGGGAGGACAAUGCAGUGUUCACGUUUGAAGUGGGCAAGGGGAAGGUUAUUCGCGCAUGGGAUAUCGGCAUCAAGAGCAUGAAGGUGGGUGAGCUGGCAGAGCUGACGUGUCAAUCAGACUAUGCAUAUGGAGAUGCUGGUUCUCCUCCCGAAAUACCUCCAGGCGCCACAUUGGUGUUUGAAGUGGAGCUCAUGGCUGUUCGGCCCCCCAGAGGCUCCGUUUCGACAGCUGCUGCUGAGAAGGGGCGGCUAGAGUGA